UCGAGUUGUCUUGGGUUCUUCCAACCGCGCGCAGUACUAUUGCUAGUGUCUAUUCUUUAAGUCUGAAGUAGUUCGUUCCCGGACGAUUUUCUUCAGCUUAACACAGUCCAUCGUUAACUCACUUUGAGAACAGCCACUAGACGGCGUGAGAAUUUUUUGCUUCGGGAGAAAAUAAUCUUCAAUCGGAGAAAUGGCAGCUUUCGUUGAGCCGCAUUUCGAUGCCUGGCAGCAGGGAGCCGGCAACAUGACCGUCGUGGACAUGGUGCCGCCGGAGAUGUUGCACAUGGUGCACCCUCACUGGAACCAGUUCCCGCCGAUGAAUCCGCUGUGGCACUCGAUCCUCGGAUUCGCCAUCUUCUGCCUGGGAAUGGUCUCGAUGAUCGGUAAUGGUUGCGUAAUCUCCAUCUUUACGAGCACUCCAAGCCUCAAAACCCCCUCCAACUUACUGGUGGUCAACCUGGCCUUCUCGGACUUCCUGAUGAUGUUUACGAUGGGACCGCCGAUGGUGAUCAACUGCUGGCAUCAGACCUGGGUCUUUGGACCUUUCGCUUGCGAACUGUACGCCUGCCUGGGAUCGCUGUUCGGAUGUACCUCGAUCUGGACCAUGACUUUGAUUGCAUUCGACCGAUACAACGUCAUCGUGAAGGGUCUGGCUGCCAAGCCAAUGACCAACAGCGGUGCCAUGAUCAAGAUCCUGGGCGUGUGGGCCUUCUCGCUGUUCUGGACUCUGGCUCCAUUCUUCGGAUGGAACCGGUAUGUGCCGGAGGGUAACAUGACCGCUUGCGGAACUGACUACCUGACCCAGACCUGGCUGAGCCGCUCGUACAUCCUGAUCUACGCCAUCUUCGUCUACUGGCUGCCGCUGCUCACCAUCAUCUACUCGUACACCUUCAUCCUGAAGGCGGUUUCGGCCCACGAGGAAUCGAUGCGUGAACAGGCCAAGAAGAUGAACGUUGCCUCGCUCCGGUCCUCGGAAUCCCAGCAGCAGAGCGCCGAAAUCAAGCUGGCCAAGGUCGCCCUGGUCACCAUCUCGCUGUGGUUCAUGGCCUGGACGCCGUACCUGGUCAUCAACUUCACCGGAGUCUUCAAGGCUGCCCCGAUCACCCCGCUGGCCACCAUCUGGGGCUCGCUGUUCGCCAAGGCCAACGCCGUCUACAACCCGAUCGUGUACGGUAUCAGCCAUCCGAAGUACCGCGCGGCCCUGUACCAGCGGUACCCGUCGCUUUCGUGCCAGUCGGACAACAGCAGCUCCAACGACAGCCAGUCGGUUGCUUCCGCAGCCACUACCGCUUCGGACGAGAAGGCCUAAGUUCAACGGCGAGGAAUCGCAGGACUAACACGGUGAUAUUUUGGCAACGAAUGCUGGACUCUUUGUAGUAGAACAAAAGUAGUUGAAUAAAUAGAAGCAAACUAGUUCGAAAAUCGAGCUUGCUCGGUUUAGACAAAAUA
This is a messenger RNA of Culex pipiens pallens (northern house mosquito), 1449 nucleotides long. Its product is annotated as opsin-1-like. Gene Ontology annotation, molecular function: G protein-coupled receptor activity. Lineage: Eukaryota; Metazoa; Arthropoda; Insecta; Diptera; Culicidae. Gene Ontology annotation, cellular component: membrane. The coding region runs from base 191 to 1309 and encodes 372 amino acids. The record is from RefSeq and is a predicted model, not a curated record. Gene Ontology annotation, biological process: G protein-coupled receptor signaling pathway; visual perception; phototransduction. The transcript is spliced from 2 exons.